AUGCAAUCUCUCGCUUUCAACACCUUUACCAUUGAGCGGUUUGGCACGAAAACACUGCUGUGGAAGGGCUAUGCUUUGAUGGCUUUGGUGCUGGCUAUCCUCACAGUUACUCUCUCCCUUCAGCUCCAGACUAAAUAUGAGUGGAUGUCCUCCUGCAGUGUCAGUCUGAUCUUCUUCGUUUUCUUUUCUGGAGUUGGACCGUGUGGAGCCACCAUGUCCAUCAUGGCUGAAAUCUUCAAUCAGUCAUCUAGACCAUCUGCUGUUGUGACUGAAGGAUGCUUCAACUGGACAGAACUCUUUAUUGUUGGAAGGAUUUUCCCAUUUAUUGUGGAAAACCUUGGCUCUUUCUGCUUCCUUAUCUUUAUGGGGAUCCUCAUCAGCUCAGGGAUCUUCAUCUAUCUCUUCCUUCCCAACAAAGGGAAGUCAGUUACGGAAAUAUCAGAGGGCUUUGCAACCUUACAUUUUAGGAAAAGACUUAAUUCUGUUACAGUAAAUACUUUUCUUAAGAAACACAUCACCUACACCAGCUUCUAG
Molecule: messenger RNA, 534 nt
Organism: Struthio camelus australis
Lineage: Eukaryota; Metazoa; Chordata; Aves; Struthioniformes; Struthionidae
Source: RefSeq, a predicted model, not a curated record